This is a messenger RNA of Seminavis robusta, 796 nucleotides long. The record is from the annotation of a GenBank genome assembly. NCBI's taxonomy places the organism in Eukaryota, Bacillariophyta, Bacillariophyceae, Naviculales, Naviculaceae.
AUGAGCAUGAGCACGAGUCCUAAGAAAGAGAUUGAAAGCAAGGAGCUUGGCACUGUCGCCGGGCCUGGUGGUGCUGUGUCGGAAAUUGGUGGCUCUAUUGCAGGUGGCGCUGCAGCCGGAAAGAAAAUGCGAGGUCUGGCACGCAACAAGGAAGAUAAGCUUGCCAAGAAAAAGAACAACGGAGGGACAGCGACACACGUGGGAGCAAGCGCCACGCAGAGAACGUCUGAAGGAAAGUAUGGUCUUCGCAGGCCCGCAAACACAGCCAAUAACUGCAACGAAGAAUCUCAAGCUCCGGUCGCACCUCCCAAACGAGGCUUUAAUUUUAUCAGCGUCCAGGUGGACGGCCCAGGGCCGGAUAGCGCUCCAAGAAGAAGCGAUCCGGACAUUUCGAUGGAGCCAGAAGCAGAAGACCACCCACCAAGUGAGAACAUCCAAGAGGACUACAUGGUGCAGGCCACCUUGGUGUCCGAGUCCAACCUGAGGCUUGAAACUGAGCCAGCAGACAUACCACAGGCUGAAAUUGUGGAUCUCGAGGGACUGCAGCCAAAAACAAAGCUGAUAUGUAUUCCGGAAUCCAAUCGUGGGAGAAAAGUCUGCUUGGGAACGCUUCUGUUUCUUGCUACUGCCGUCGUUGUAAUCGUUGCCCUGGUAGUUACCUCACAAGGCGGCUCAAAAAUUCCAGAGGUUCCUAGCCCUACAAUCGGCUCCUCGGCCCUACAACCAACAGAUACUUCAUAUCCCUUCCCUACAAACAGUCCUACAAACCCACAGCCAACUCAAAGUCCUGUUCCUA